AUGCUUCAUAUGUGCAUUCUAGAGACUCAGGAGCAUAUAUUUUCAAGAUGCUUAAGAUAUAAUUCACUUAAGAUAAAAUUGCAAGAGCAGCUAAAAAAACUAGGCAUAUAUUCAAAAAAUAGGUUUGUUGAAAGUGGUUUUUAUAUAGAAAUAAAUAUCAAAUUUGCGUGAAGAGGAUAUGGGAGAAUGGAAGAGACUAGACGGUAUGCAGAAAAAUGCAGUGAUUAA
Molecule: messenger RNA, 228 nt
Organism: Blepharisma stoltei
Lineage: Eukaryota; Ciliophora; Heterotrichea; Heterotrichida; Blepharismidae
Source: the annotation of a GenBank genome assembly